Messenger RNA from Caenorhabditis elegans, 1193 nucleotides. RefSeq names its product DUF2085 domain-containing protein (gene T26C12.2). The transcript is spliced from 3 exons. The coding region runs from base 386 to 1108 and encodes 240 amino acids. Lineage: Eukaryota; Metazoa; Nematoda; Chromadorea; Rhabditida; Rhabditidae. The record is from RefSeq and is marked reviewed.
CGUGUUUUCGUUUCUGGAACAAUUUUUGUCUGCGUCUCUUAUAUUUUAGAACUAUCAACGUCUCCUAGAUCGGUGAGCAAAAAGUAUUGUCAAUUUACGCGCCCGUAAAAUAACAAUGCAGAUUCGCAAUUCCAUUAUGGUAAACAUAAGAUCAAGGAAGUACGGCAAAGUGUUCCGUUAGAAAUAACGUAGACUGCCUAUCUAUCUGAUUAAAAUUCAAGUUUCCAACCUUUGCUACCAUUAAUUUCUGAGCACAGGGAACUAUUUCCCAAUUGAUAAGAACAGUUACGAAUCACAAAAACAUUAUUUUCAAAACAACCUUAUCAAUGGCAAUGAGUAUAAAAUUUGAAUGGUUUGAUCAAAAAUCUAUCCCGUCCAGCUCGACAUGUUCCUGAACAACCGACCAAUUCUCGUUCUACUCAUUUUCCUGGCUGCAAGCCCAAUCGACGUGGUCACGAAGGUACUGUACUCGGACUCUGAUAUCUUUGCAGCGGACCCGGAUGGCUACCCCGACGUUGAGCAUGGAUCAAUUGAUCGUUUGGAACUUGGCUUCAAUCCGUUGAACCUUCUCUGUCCGGUUUGUGCACUUGUUCAAGGUCUGCUCGGUGGUGUGCUAGGUAUUUUUGGUGGAUUAUUGGGGCGAGGGCUCAUCAAACAACUUGGCAUCAUGUUGUGUUCAACUGCUGUGGGAGCUUUGAUUAAGGUUAUCGUUCUGCCAAAUGCUCUUUGUGCAUUGGUUGUUGAGCUCGUCUUCAUGAUUGGAAAGAAAGCUGGCACCGGACUGUGCCCAAUCCUCAUGCUCUGCCCAAUGCCAAAAAAUAAGGAUAAGAAAACUGACAAACCGACAAAAAAGACAAUUUCAUCAGCUGAAGACGACUAUGAGGACCGAAUUUUGGCGAUUAUUGAGAACCCGGAUACGGCGAAUUUGAAGCCAGAAAUGGAACAACUGUACAGAGAUUUAGUUGAGAGGCUUCCAAUUGAAUCGUUUAAAAUGGCUGGUGUGGAUGAGCACGCUCUUCAUAUUACUCGAAACUUCGUCGCCGCUCUCCAAUAUCACAUUGCAAACCGCAACGAAUACCUGGCAGCAAUUUCCGAAAAAAUCGAAUAAUAAUUUUUUUUUCUUCCGUAAUUCUACCCUGGCUGAGCCAAAAUGAGCUAACUCCUACAUUUCAGCGAAUAAAAGACAAAAAAAA